GAACGACAAACCACUCUCCAAAAGCGUCUUCGACUUUCUCAAACAACCAUCGACUCUUGUCUGGCGAUCAACCCAUCUCCCCUCCUCCUGAGUCUGUUCGAUCUCAUCCCUCCGUUCGUGUCUCUUUCAUCGUCCCGCCCGCAUCUGACUUCCCCCUCCGCCACUUUCGGGGUUCCGGGGGUGGCUUUAUCUAUCUCUCUGCCGCCGUCGUUACUGUAUGGCGACCACAGCGUCCUUCUGCUAGGGAUCAUUUCAAAUCGCGUCUUUCUGCAAGAUCCAUCAUGUCAGAAGCCAGCUCAGUCACCUCUGCUACGGGCUCCAACGCCCCCGAGAAAGCCGCCGAUGACUCCUCGAAGCUCAAGACGUUCCUUUCCAUCCUCCGCAAGUUUAUCGGCGUGGCCGACAUUGCCUCUGUUCGCUUCUCGCUGCCAGCCCAGCUGAUGGAACCGAUUCCCAACCUUGAGUAUUGGAACUAUCUGGAUAGGCCGGAGACCUUUGUCAGCAUCGGAAAAUCGGAUGAACCUCUUGGUCGAAUGCUUGAAGUAUUACGGUUCUGGUUCACCAAGGAUCUGAAAUACAUUAAGGGGAAACCAUGCAAGCCCUACAAUUCCACGCUUGGCGAGUUUUUUAGGUGUAAUUGGGAAACAGAAGAUACGGCGGGCCCCGUCAUCACCUCCUCCAAGACCGAUAAGACUAAUGGCGCUACCACCGUCAAGGACGACAAGGGAGAGCGCGUCACAGUGUCCUACUUGACCGAACAGACGUCUCAUCAUCCCCCGGUGUCUGCCUUCUAUGUCGACUGCCCCGAGCGCGGUGUGACCGCCCGCGGUUUUGACCAGAUCAGCGCCAAAUUCACCGGCACCAGCAUCCGUGUUGCACCCGGGCAGCACAACCUGGGCAUUUUCGUCAACCUGUCCAAAUGGGACGACGAAGAGUAUCAGCUGACUCACCCAGCUGCUCAUCUCGGCGGCUUGUUGCGCGGUUCGCUGUCGAUCAGCGUGUCGGAUACCUGCUUUAUAACAUGCCCUAAGACCCGGAUAAAGGCAAUCCUGCAGUACCUAGAAGAUGGAUGGGUGAGCCGGGCUCAGAAUAGAGUCGAGGGUAUCAUAUUCCGCUACGACCCGGAUAACGACAACAAGACCAGGAUCAAGGACGUCCCUGAGGGUGAUGUUCUGGCAAGGAUCACCGGUUGUUGGCACGACCGGAUAUACUACACUCUUCCCGGUUCCACCGAACAAAUCCUUCUGAUAGACGUUUCCCCUCUCUUCCCCGCCUCCAAGAUUGUCCCUCCCGAGCCAGAGCAGCUCCCGAACGAGUCACGCAAGCUAUGGUCAGGCGUCACUGCCGCCAUCCUCGAGAAGCGGUAUAGUGAAGCCACCAAGUUUAAACAAGACCUCGAAGAACGCCAGCGUCAGAAAGCCGCCGAGCGCAAAGAAAAGAACGAGGAAUGGACUCCACGGUUUUUCACCGGCGCCGUUACUCCUCUGGGAAAGCCAGAAUUGACAGAAGAGGGGAAGAAAGCCCUCAAGGGCCUCCAUGAACACAAUUACAAACUGGAAGAAAGCAAGGUAACAGGCGUAUAGACGGCUUGAAUCGAAUUCAUAUACGGUAAAUCAUAAAUCGAGUGUACAUGCCAGGACUCGACCUCUUUGUUUUUGUUUCCUUUCCCUAUCUUCCUCUCUCUCUUCACCACAACAAAUACGGCGAAAUGUGAAUGCAGUUUGAUUCCGGGAAAAAUCUACAUAAUUCGGCCCCGUCCUAUCCUACC
Molecule: messenger RNA, 1768 nt
Organism: Paecilomyces variotii
Lineage: Eukaryota; Fungi; Ascomycota; Eurotiomycetes; Eurotiales; Thermoascaceae
Exons: 6
Coding region: 282-1583 (433 amino acids)
Biological process (GO): maintenance of cell polarity; endocytosis; exocytosis
Cellular component (GO): membrane; cytosol; intracellular membrane-bounded organelle
Molecular function (GO): sterol binding
Source: RefSeq, a predicted model, not a curated record